AUGUAUCUAGGGCUUCGAGGAAGCUCUCUUGUUGCCGCUAUAGGAUUUUGCUGUGGGAGUGGGUUUCUGCUAUUGGGAUAUGACCAGGGUGUCAUGGGCGGAGUCGUUGGAUACUCUGGAAAUACAUUCGCGCAGGUCUUUGAUAAUCCGAACCCAACAGUAACUGGCCUGAUGGUAAGUCUCUAUGAGGUGGGCUGCAUGUUUGGAUCCAUCGUAAUUAUCUUUUGGGGGGACAAUCUCGGUCGGCGAAUGUCCCUGGUCAUUGGUGGUAUCAUCGUGAUUAUUGGGACAGUGAUUCAAGCUUCAUCCUUUUCCCGAGCCCAGUUUAUUGUCGGAAGAAUAGUAGCCGGUCUGGGAAACGGAAUGAAUACAAGUACCCUUGGUACAUAUCAAUCGGAAACCUGCCCUGCCAAGAAUCGGGGUAGAGUGGUGACAUGUGAGGGAAUUAUGGCAAUUGGAGGUGUCUGGAUCUCAUACUGGCUGGACUUCGGCAUGUCAUAUGCCACAUCUACGGUACAAUGGAGACUUCCACUUGUCAUGCCAGCCAUAUUUGCUUUAUCCAUGUCAGGAAUUGCAUUUUUCAUGCCAGAAUCCCCUCGUUGGUUAGCAUUGAAAAAUCGAGAUGAUGAGGCUAAACAAGUUCUGGCUGCACUCGCCGGUGAAGAUGUUCGCACCGACGACGAGUCCAUCCUCGCAAUGCACAGCACUAUUCGACAAGCAAUUGACUAUGAAACCCAUAUUGGUGGGGAAUUCAACUUUCGUGAGCUUUUCAGCGGGGGCGAGCUACAAAAUUUCCGACGUAUUUGCCUCUGUUUUGGAAUACAACUGAUGGAAGAAAUGGGCGGGAUCAACUUGAUCACGUACUACAUGAGUAGUGUUUUCCUACAAAUCGGCACGGGUCACUUUUUAGCUUUGCUACUUUCCGGAGUCAACUCGACUACUUAUUUCAUCUCUUCGUUUGUGCCUAUCUGGCUGAUCGAUCGAUUUGGAAGAAAGUCGCUACUCAUUUAUGGCACCGUUGGCAUGAUGUGCAUGAUGAUAAUGCUCACAGUAUCGCUGAGCUUCGGUCCCGCCAACUUUACAGCAGGUAUUUUCGCGAUUAUUUCCAUAUUCCUUUUUAAUAUUUUCUAUGCAACGGGCGGAUGGAUGGCCACCCCCUUCCUAUACCCCUCGGAAAUUUCUACGCUGCGCCUCCGCUCUAAAGGUUCAGCUAUCUCUGUUCUGUCGAAGUGGAUGUUCAACUUUCUGGUGGUGAUGAUUUCACCGGUCGCCAUGGCGAAUAUAGGCUGGCGAACGUACAUCAUUUUCGCAGUCUUGAAUUUUGUGUUCAUUUUUGUUUUGUUUUUCUUUUACCCCGAGACGAAAGGGCUCGAGCUUGAACAUGUCGACAAAAUAUUCACGGGCGGUGACCCAAUCACCCGAGGUGCCACUGGCAUGCUUCGUCUUCGAAUUCAAGAUCAUCAAACGAGCCAAAUUUUCUUGGAUAAAUCUGGCCAUGAUAUUUCGAACCAUGUCGAGGAUGUGGAGAAGAGUCCGGAGGUCUGA
Messenger RNA from Penicillium waksmanii, 1545 nucleotides. RefSeq names its product sugar porter family MFS transporter. Gene Ontology annotation, biological process: carbohydrate transport; transmembrane transport. The transcript has 2 exons. Lineage: Eukaryota; Fungi; Ascomycota; Eurotiomycetes; Eurotiales; Aspergillaceae. The record is from RefSeq and is a predicted model, not a curated record. Gene Ontology annotation, cellular component: membrane. Gene Ontology annotation, molecular function: carbohydrate:proton symporter activity. The coding region runs from base 1 to 1545 and encodes 514 amino acids.